Molecule: messenger RNA, 1217 nt
Organism: Amphiprion ocellaris (clown anemonefish)
Lineage: Eukaryota; Metazoa; Chordata; Actinopteri; Pomacentridae
Product: peroxiredoxin-like 2A
Exons: 5
Source: RefSeq, a predicted model, not a curated record
CAGUCGUCUUCCUCCUUGUCGCUGCAGACUGGAUGAAAACGCAGCUGUGAUUAAUCAGUCCGUCUGAUCGGCAUCAAUUUUCUAAAAAAAAAAGAAAAAAAAAAUUCCAAGAAAGGAGGCUGGGUUUGAGGGAACACGUGGGAGAUCCGCCGGAGCUGGAGGUUAAAUGCGCCUUUAGACGCAGCGGCGGUCAGAGCUGAGCGGCAAAAGUGAACAGAAUCAUGGUUCUGGAGCUCAUCGGAAACGUCGCCGCCACCAUCGGCGGCCUCGUCGCUGGAGUCAUGAAUAUCCUCACUGAUCUGUUCCUGACAAAACCUCUAAAAGCUACGAUCCAAUAUUUAGAGGAGGCUGAGCUCAAAACCCUGCAAGGAGAUGUGAAGACUUUUAAAGCCAGAACUCUGUGGGAGAAGUCUGGAGCUGUGAUCAUGGCAGUCCGGCGGCCUGGAUGAUUUUUGUGCAGAGAGGAGGCUGCAGAGCUGUCCUCUCUGAAGCCCCAGCUGGACCAGCUCGGGGUUCCUCUGUACGCCGUGGUGAAGGAGGACGUCGGCACCGAGGUCCAGAACUUCAGACCGUUCUUCAAGGGGGAGAUCUUCUUGGAUGAGAAGAUGCGGUUUUAUGGUCCCCGUGAGCGGAAGAUGGGUCUGCUGGGGUUCCUGCGUGUCGGGGUCUGGAUGAACGGCCUGAGGGCCUUUAAGAACGGCUUCUCAGGAAACAUUCUGGGGGAGGGAUUUGUCCUGGGUGGAGUCUUCGUCAUUGGACAAGGAGAGCAGGGAAUACUUCUGGAGCACAGAGAGAUCGAGUUUGGAGACAAAGUCAACGUUGAAGAGGUCAUCCAAGCUGUCAGGAGGAUAUCACAGGAGCUGCAGCCUUUAGAGAACAAAUAAAGCCUUCUAUUCCCUCCGCUGGAUCAGAAUAUGUGCUGCAGAAAGUCUAGAAGCGUGUAAAUGUUUGAUUUGCUGUAUAGAGAAAGAUUUAAUGCUGCUUUGAGGAGGGGAUAUCUGUAAAGUUCACAUCAGACCUGUGAGUUUGUUGGUCUCUGGGACACCAGGACGCACUUUGAGACGGAGUGUUUUUAAUGACGGUUUGUCUUUAAACUCGACAGAAGAAGCAGACCUGAUACCAAACACUCCGUUUCCUGCAUUUACUCUGCAGUACCGCUGUGUUAUCCUGGCAGCCCAGAGGCAUCAUGAACAAUAAAGCUCGUCUUUGUUCUCUAA